This is a messenger RNA of Closterium sp. Naga37s-1, 1299 nucleotides long. The record is from the annotation of a GenBank genome assembly. NCBI's taxonomy places the organism in Eukaryota, Viridiplantae, Streptophyta, Zygnematophyceae, Desmidiales, Closteriaceae.
AUGGUGAUUGCCGGCGCUCCUGAGCCGUCGCCAGAGCGCGCUGCCGCCUGGUCGGCAGUGAUCGCCACGCCUCAGUCUGCCCCCGGAACGGCGACCAUGCCGACGAAGCCCCCUGUACCGCCGGUUCCGAAGCCCGCGACAGCAGACGCUGAAAAGACUCUUCCCCCCGCACCCGCGGCUCCCCUUGGCGUGGUCGAGGCUGGCCCGUCGGCUCCUGUUGAAACUCCGCCCGCUCCGACUGCUGCGCCUGUGCCUCCGGCGCCUGUGGUUGCGCCGGUGGCUUCAGCGCCUGCUGGGGAAGCUGUUGCUCGCUCUGUUCCUGCCCCUGGCGCACUCGUUGCACCGACCGCUUCUGUCCCCGACGCGCCUGCGCCGGUGUCUGCUUCUUCCCCGAAGGCGGCGUCCGCCACCACUGUCGACCCGGCUCCGAUGGCUGCGCCUCCUGGUGCGGACCCGGCGGCUCCCGCUCUGCUGCCGGCGGCCCUUGUAGUGCAGCCGUCUCGUCCCCCCUCGCCGGACCGCCGCCUAUCUCGCCCCCAUUCUCCCGCGCCCCAAAAAGAGCGCGAGACGUCGCGGCGCCGGCGCAACUCUCCCCGGCGCUACCAGCAGCAGGCCCAGUGGCCUGCUCACCCUGGUGGCAAUGGGGGCUGGAGGGGCCCCCACGGGCGUGGUGGUGGCGGGAGAUACCGUCCGCCUGUGACAAUGGCGGAUCUCCAGCGGGAGGUGUCGCGGGCCGUGCGUGAGGAGAGGGCGGCGCAGAGUCAGAGCAGUUCGCUGCGGGCCGCGCCAGCGCCCGUGGCUCCUCGUCAGACUGAGCCUCCUGUGGCCCCUCCGCCAGCUGCUGCAUUUCCUCCUCCUGUCCUCGCCCCGUCGGCUCCUUCUCCUUCUGUCUCGGCACCUGCUCCCGGCUCUCGUCUGCAUUUGCCACCGGUUCCGCCUGUUGCGGGGGUGGAGUUUGUUGCAGCGGGGGGUGGCGCUGCGGCUCAACAUUCCCACCACGUUGCUGCUGAUGAGCCGCUGCUGUUUCUGACGGAGGCGCUGCAGCCCCCGCAGAUGCGUCGUGACACGUGCUUGGACGCGGCGGACCAGCUCGCUUCGUUGCUGGCGCCCGUGUUGGCUGCGCCCGUGGAGGGUGGCGCUGCUGCUGCGGGGCAGCUUGACGAGGCUGUCCGGGGCCUGAGGCGGCACUUGCGCGCAGGAUCUGGAGCCGCGGCGAUCGGCGCAAGCACGCUUGUGGUCCGGGAGCUGUGGCGCUCCCUGACGGGCGUUCUUCACGCCCUUGGGGCUCACCACAUGUAG